AAGAAAGUGGGCAAACACUAGGAGUGGAAACGCGUGUCGGUACUCUGCACCCGAUAAGGCUGUCCUCGUCUUCGAGUGUCGCUGUACUUCGCCGCCUUCACCGUGAACGCCCGAUCGACUUGCUACCACACUGCGAUCUCGCAUUCCAUCGAGGUAGUACGGACGGUCCCAGUUUAUCAGUUGGGCGGUAGCGAUUGGCAUUGCAUCAGAUUGAAAGUAGUUUCCUAAUAACUUUCUGAAAUAAAACGCUGGCGUGAUGGGGUCGUUAGAGGCUGAGCACAGACACAGGGAACAUCUACCGGCACUCGGAUUCCUUGGGAAAGACGGGCCUGGAUACGCUCCCAAGCACCCUGUUAUUGCAACAGCACCUACAUCCUCCCCGACACCACUUUUGAGCCCAACAACCAUGUAUCCAGGCCAACCUUUAUCGCUUUCCUACUCAGCAUCGACAGGCGCGGUUCCUUUGCAGGCUGGAUAUAUUUCGCCCCCGGAUUCGCGACGCGCGCUUGAGGAGGAGAAGGAGAAACAGCAGCCACAGCCUCAGAGGCAAUCCCUUCCGUCAAUUCAUGAGGCUCUAGGAAACGACAACCAUUUACCAUAUCCUGCACCCACCCCAGCCCCUCCACAACAAGCUCAUCACGUACCUCCCCAUUCCCUACCUUCUAACAUUGUCGGGCGGCCAGGAACGGAGGGGCCUCCGGGCCCUCCGAAUCCUUUCUCGAAUGGGGUUUCGACUGGUUCCUUCAUGCGCGAGUCUGCUUUUUCGCAUCAGCCUCAACUGCAAGCAGAAGCCUCACGGUCAAGCUUGGCAUCGAUUAACACCCAAGACUCGAGAAAUGCGUCCUUACAAUCUCUCAGUUCAGGGAAGUCGCCCACCCAGAGUGCAAAGACUGGCAUUACUUCGAUUUCCGGCUCCCAGCUUGGUUCCGGCUACGAGUACAGCGCGCCUCCCUCCGCUGGUAGUGUAGCCUCGCCCAAUGGUUAUGGCGCGUUUUCGCAACCAUUUACAUUCCAGUCACAGCCCCCCCAAAGUGCGCCCGCAUAUCCCCCUGCUUCUUACGAUUCUCGACCUUAUAUGGGGGCAUCAUGGAAGCCCACUGUCCCAGAAACUGCACGCAUGGACGAAGUGAAAGGAAGUUUUGCAACCCGGCCUACUAUUACGGGACAACCCCAGAGCGAUUCUGUCAAACGCCACCUGGAUAUUUUUGAUGUGGAGACACCUUUAAACGAGAUUGCCGAAAUAAGCUCGAGAACCAUGGAAUUUGCAAGGCGUUAUACGGCAAAGGCGCACCAAACCCAGCGUUCUGGCCCUGUGUUUGGUUCUCUGCCUUCGUUACAUGAAGUUGAUGAGAUGAUCAAAAUGCAGCAUCAUCAUCAGGAAGCUUUGAUGCGUAUACGAACAGCUGUCCUAAACCAGGAGCAUGCCAUGGCAGAGCAGAUGGCACAAAGAAAAGCCUACAAGGCCGGUGGGGCACAUGACGAUGUACAUAUGGCAAUGUACCAGGAGGAUUACAAGGGCAGUGGCGGGUUUGCCGGCGCAGAUUCGAAAAAGCGACGAGGGAAAGCUGCCCCUCCCGGUCGUUGCCACAGUUGCAACCGAGCCGAAACACCGGAAUGGCGCCGUGGGCCCGAUGGUGCCCGGACUCUAUGCAAUGCUUGUGGUUUACACUAUGCGAAAUUAACGCGAAAAAUGGGAGCGAACAAGGCAUCCUCUUUGGGUUCAAACUUAAAACCCAAGACUGCUCUUGACUCCGCAUCACCGAAUAGCCAUUAAUAUGUUAGUCUGCUCAUUUAUGUGGCGUUGGAAACGACCUGGGAUUAGAAGUGUCAGGCGUUAUGAGUCCUGUUUCCACUUUUGAUCAUUACCUUAUGUUGGUUUCGUUUUG
Molecule: messenger RNA, 1886 nt
Organism: Aspergillus sclerotioniger CBS 115572
Lineage: Eukaryota; Fungi; Ascomycota; Eurotiomycetes; Eurotiales; Aspergillaceae
Gene: nsdD
Product: GATA-type sexual development transcription factor NsdD
Exons: 4
Coding region: 257-1774 (505 amino acids)
Biological process (GO): regulation of DNA-templated transcription
Molecular function (GO): zinc ion binding; sequence-specific DNA binding
Source: RefSeq, a predicted model, not a curated record